Molecule: messenger RNA, 3244 nt
Organism: Rhinichthys klamathensis goyatoka
Lineage: Eukaryota; Metazoa; Chordata; Actinopteri; Cypriniformes; Leuciscidae
Gene: slc16a5a
Product: solute carrier family 16 member 5a
Exons: 5
Coding region: 451-1968 (505 amino acids)
Biological process (GO): monocarboxylic acid transport; transmembrane transport
Molecular function (GO): monocarboxylic acid transmembrane transporter activity
Source: RefSeq, a predicted model, not a curated record
AGUCGCUCUGGGGGAAAGGCAAGAGGAAAUGCCAUGCCAUCGCCCCGGUACUCAAAUUUCCCUACGUGUAGACUGUUAAAGGAGCCGUUACCAAUUUAAUCUAGCUCUCUCCAUUUGUGUUAUGUAGUCAUAGUGGGAUAUGUGAAAGAACAGGCUGUUACAUUUGCCUUUGCUUAAUCGCCCGGAGCCUGAAACUGCUCCCUCUCAGUGCCUCCUCCUUCCUACCGCUGAUAUGGCAGUCUCCGCCGCAGCCUCCGCAGCAGCACAGAGACGCGGCACUGGCGUGGAUGCCUGAAAAUGUGCUAAAAGGCUUUUAGCAAGGACACUUUAUUUUGGUGAUAUAGAAUAUACAAGAAUGUGUUUCCCCGCUCUUCUGGUGCUGAGAGCCCAAAGCCCCCCGGAUCAGGUGGAAAAAAACGGCAGUGACUUGAUUACCAUCAUUUAGGAAACAUGGCACCUCAACAACCUUCCAGCUUGGAGGAGCAGGCGGGGGAGCUAGAUGAGCCUGAAUCUGAGGGAGAGAAACAAGGACCAAGACCCCCUUCUGAUCAAGAUCAUCCAGCUACCUGCGAUGCUCCAGAUGGAGGCUGGGGAUGGGUGGUCCUGGUGGCUACCAUCCUUGUCUUAGCUCUGACACUGGCCUUCCCCGCAUGCAUUAGCAUCUUCUACUUAGAUCUUCAGGAAGAAUUUGAAGCCAGUUACAGUGAGACAUCUUGGGUGCCGUCAAUAAUGACGUCAGUUCUGCAUGCCGGAGGUCCUCUGUGCAGUGUGCUGGUGGAGCGCUUCGGUUGCCGGGCGACAGUAAUGUUUGGGGGAAUGCUGAGUGGUUUGGGGAUGGCGGUCAGCUCUUUCUCACAUUCAAUAGUUCACUUGUACAUCACUACUGGGGUCAUCACAGGUUUGGGCUUCUGUUUCAGCUUCCAGCCCGCUGUCACCAUUCUUGGCCACUACUUUGUGCGCCGUCGUCCUUUUGCCAAUGCGAUGUCCUCCACUGGUACUGCUCUGGGUCUGUGUGCAUUGCCCUUUUUAGGUGACUAUCUGCAGAGCAAGCUGGGCUGGAGAGGAAGCUUUCUGGUGCUUGGUGCUGUGCUGCUCAACUGCUGUGUUUGUGGAGCCGUUAUGAGACCGCUCAGGCCUCGCAAGCCCAAAAAGUUAGAGAUGAUGACCAACAGUCCCAGACCCCCAGGCAAAAAGGCAGGUGUGCUGGGAAUCUGUCAGAGUUUAGCAUCGUGCCUCAGAAAACACAUGGCCUUUGACCUCUUCUACAGUAACCUGCGAUUUCGGGUGUUUUCAUUGGGCAUCACUUGGAUGAUGCUGGGGUUUGUGGUGCCACUUAUUUUCCUGGUCCCUUAUGCAUCAUCUCACGAAGGGGAUCCAAGCCGAGCCGCCCUACUUCUUUCCAUCCUAGGCUUUGUCAACAUCUUUGUGCGGCCUCCCGCCGGAGUGCUCUUCAGCCUUUCCUGGUUUAAAGGUCGACACAUCUACGUUUUCUCAGCCGCACUUCUAAUAAAUGGACUCAGUAAUAGUAUCUGCUGCAUUUCUCACAAUUUCAAUGUGCUGUUAAUUUACGUGCUGAUAUACGGACUGUCCAUGAGCGUGGUAGGGUCACUGAUGUUCACCGUCCUGAUGGAUACAGUGGAUAUGAGUCUAUUCCCGUCUGCGCUCGGCCUGCUGUCCAUCAUGGAAAGCGUCACACUGCUGAUAGGACCUCCCCUCGCAGGAAUGCUUGUGGACAGAACCGAACAGUACACGUACAUGUUCCUGGCCUGCAGCAUCUCAGUGGCCUUAUCAGCUCUUUUCCUGAUGGUUUCCUUUUACUGGCUGGACUCUCGUGAUGCAGCCCUGAAGAACAGUUUACCAGCGUCUGGGUCUCCAGCUAAACCUGCAAUCAAUAUGUCCACAGACUGCCAGUACAGCAGUGUGCCUACAGAUGGGGACAAGACAAAUAACGCAUCAUCAGAAGCAUAAAACAUCACAAAUGUAUGACCUGGAUCGGAGUUAUUUAUGUUUUUGUAAUUGUGAUCCAUAUCAGGUACAAUAUAUUACCCCAUUUCUUGGUAUCAUAGAAUGCGCUGUUUAUAACUGUAUCAUUUCAGCGAGUGUCAAACCCUGGUUGUUUUGUACUUUGGGUUAUGACACUUGCAUUUGUAAAGAUCCUGGUUUCACAUCACUGGUUUGCCUUAUACAGUAUAUGCCAUGGCGAAACAAUGCCAUCUGUUAAUGCUUAAUUCAAGAAAAUAUUAUAAACGCUUCUUCAUUCUUAAUCUAAAAUGACAGAACGUUGCCGUUAUUUGCCCAGGAAAUUAAGCUAUUUGAAGUCAGGAAUUUUUUCAUAUCAUGCCCUUAAUAUUAAUUUCCUUCAUUUUUCACCAGUUACACCUCUGUUCAUUUUGGGGUUGGUAAGAUUUUUGAAAGAAGUUUUUUAUGCUCACCAAUGCUGCAUUUAUUUGAUAAAAAUACAGUAAUAUAGUGAAAUGUUAUUACAAUAUAAAAUGUUUUCUAUUUUUAUAUAUUUUGAAAUUCACUCCUGUGAUGGCAAAGCCAUUACUCCAGUCGUCAAUGAUCUUUCAGUAAUCAUUCUAAUAUGCUGAUUUUGUGCUCAAGAAACAUUUAUUAUUAUUUAAUAUUAUCUUAUUCUUAAUAUUUUAGUGGAAACAGUGAUAUACUUUUCUGUAUACUAUAAUAAAUAGAAAGUUCAAAGGAAAAGCAUUUAUUUGAAAGACAUUUUCAAUCUUUUGUAACAAUAUAAAUGUCAUCAGUGUCGCUUUUAAUGCAUCUUUGCUGAAUAAAAGUAUUGCUUUCUUUAAAAAAAAAAAAAUCUUACCAACCCCAAACUUCUGUAUUACACUGUGUUGUUUUAUACAUCAUUUGUGUCAUAAGACCCAUGCACUGACAAACCUGACCCUUAUUGGAAGAUUGUUGGUCUAAUGUCUCUACAAAUUCAGUAGCCUACUGUAUAAUAAAUGGAGAAAAUAGUUUUGCUGUUAUUCCACGUGGGCUCUUAAAGUUUUCUCAGUACAACUUAGCACAAAUCCUCUUUAACCAAGACACAUUUAAAACAAAGACUUUCAAGUUUUCCUGUUCUCAGUGAGUGCUUGGGUAUGAGAAAACUUGAAUAUGUGCCUAGGGUGUUUGUUAGGUUCAAGGAUUUUACUGAAUGAGAUUGUGUUUGUACAAAGGGCCCAUUGUUAUUGAGUGUCUUGAAUUAUUAUUUACUGCUGAACAGAAAAAGUGUCACAUCUCA